Molecule: messenger RNA, 543 nt
Organism: Dibothriocephalus latus
Lineage: Eukaryota; Metazoa; Platyhelminthes; Cestoda; Diphyllobothriidea; Diphyllobothriidae
Source: the annotation of a GenBank genome assembly
AUGUUAACAAGGCGACUGUGGGAGGAACUGCGCGACAAGUGGCCGCCCGCCUACUGGGACGAGUUUUUGCGAACUCCCGAGGUUCGGAGGAAUCGUUCCUGCAUCCGACCCGAGAUCAGUCGAACUAUUACCUUCGGCAGCACGGGCGUAUCAGGCGGCCAGUUUUACAGUUCACACCUGCGUUUCAUCCAACUCAACAGGGAGCAUGUUCCCUUCUUGAAGCUUGAUCUCUCUUACCUCUUUCCUCAAAUUUACAAUCCGCGCUUCCAUCGUCAGGUCUACCAGGACGCCCAACCAAUUAGUAUCUCCGCCCUUGGCAGUCUAGCAGCGAUGAGUGCUGGUGGGAAGCGGGUAUACCGUGUAGACUAUCGGACUCAGACAGACUUCAUACUGGCGGCGAAGUAUCUGGGAGUUAUGCAAGACUUUAAGUAUGGUGUGCCCCGAACAGCAUAUGCGGGUGUUGUAUCGGUAUUUUUCCAAGGUAAUCGUGUCUUUUUGGCCCCGCCUGCAGAUUGGAAACAAUAUGAUCUCAGCUGGACCUAA